Panicum virgatum (switchgrass) is the source of this 2194-nucleotide messenger RNA. RefSeq names its product protein ZINC INDUCED FACILITATOR-LIKE 1-like. Gene Ontology annotation, biological process: transmembrane transport. The transcript is spliced from 17 exons. Bases 399 to 1862 code for a protein of 487 amino acids. NCBI's taxonomy places the organism in Eukaryota, Viridiplantae, Streptophyta, Magnoliopsida, Poales, Poaceae. Gene Ontology annotation, molecular function: transmembrane transporter activity. The record is from RefSeq and is a predicted model, not a curated record.
CUUCUUCUUCUUCUUCGAGAGGCACCCGUGAGGGUCGAGAUGCAAUGCUUUGCAAUGCCCGUGAUUGCAUUGGAUCCCGUUCCCGUUCCGCUUGGCGCCACCUCCGAUGUCGACCGACGAGGUUCAACUCGUCGUAUUGCCUUCGUCUUCCUCGUCCUGAUGACCUGACCUGCCUUAUCAGCGCGGACGCCUCAAACAUUCGGGCGAACACGCCUCUCGCAUUGGCCAAUAAUUCCCCCCACCAUUAGGGCGAGCAGAGCGAAAGGAAGCAUCUUUGGCGAUUUCGGUGGCCGACUGGAUCCGCCGAUUUAAUUGGCCGUCUGCCAGCGCUGAAAAGGAUUGCUUUUUUGCCUUCCUUGAUUCGGUUCUUCUGGCAAGUAACUCGCUGGCCGCCGACGAUGGGGGAGGAGGGAACUUCGCCGUUGCUCAAGGAGGAGUACCAUCCGGGGUGCCCCGGCUGCGCUUACAACCGGAGGAAGGGCCUCCUCAGGGGAUUGCCGUACAAGGGGUUCCUCUAUGUCUGGAUGGUUUCUCUCACGGCCGCUUUGCCAAUAUCAUCAUUGUUCCCCUUCUUGUAUUUUAUGAUAAGAGACUUGAAUGUUGCUAAAAGAACAGAAGAUAUCGGCUUCUAUGCCGGUUUUGUAGGUGCUUCAUUUAUGUUUGGUAGAUGCUUGACUUCAACAGCUUGGGGAAUAGCGGCGGACCGUAUUGGGAGGAAACCAGUUGUCAUGUUUGGCAUUUUCUCCGUGGUUGUGUUCAAUACUUUGUUUGGGCUUAGUGUCAGCUAUUGGAUGGCAAUUGUUACACGAUUUUUGCUGGGUGCUUUAAAUGGUCUACUUGGACCAAUUAAGGCUUAUGCCAUUGAAGUUUGCCGAUCAGAACAUGAAGCCCUAGCAUUGUCACUUGUCAGCACGGCAUGGGGAAUAGGUCUCAUCAUUGGUCCUGCUUUAGGAGGCUACCUUGCACUGCCUGCAGAAAAUUUUCCAAAUAUCUUUUCACCUGACUCAUUCUUUGGAAGGUUUCCAUAUUUCUUACCAUGCUUAUGCACAUCAGUCUUUGCUGCUGUUGUUCUCAUAAGCUGCAUAUGGAUGCCGGAGACUUUGCAUAAGCAUAAAGUUAGUGAAAAUGAAAACCAGAGCAUUGAAGCUUUGGAAGCUCAUCUGAUUGAUCCAAAAGAAAAGGUUGAAGAAAGUGGAAGUUUGGAUACCAAGAAGAGCUUAUUCAAGAAUUGGCCAUUGAUGUCAUCAAUAAUUAUCUAUUGCAUCUUCUCCUUCCAUGAUAUGGCUUACACAGAGGUGUUCUCUCUAUGGGCUGAAAGUGACAAGAAGUAUGGUGGACUCAGUUUAUCAUCCGAGGAUGUCGGUCAAGUCCUCGCAGUUACAGGUGCCAGUCUUCUUGUAUAUCAACUGUUACUGUACCCUCGUAUCAAUAAAGUUCUUGGGCCUAUCAAUUCUUCUCGAAUUGCAGCAAUCCUGUGUAUACCUAUCCUCUUUGCCUACCCCUAUAUGACAUACCUUUCUCAACCUGGAUUAUCAAUCAUUCUCAAUAUUGCAUCGGUGAUAAAAAAUAAUCUUUCUGUAACCAUCAUUACAGGCACAUUCAUCCUUCAAAACAAUGCCGUGCCUCAGGAUCAAAGAGGAGCUGCAAAUGGAUUGUCUAUGACAGGAAUGUCGUUUUUCAAGGCAGUUGCUCCAGCAGGAGCAGGCAUGGUGUUCUCGUGGGCACAGAAACGACAGCAUAGUUUUUUCUUUCCAGGUGAUCAGAUGGUGUUCUUUCUUCUGAAUGUGAUUGAGUUGCUCGGACUUGUCCUCACAUUCAAACCCUUUCUGGCUGUGCCAGAGCAAUAUAAUAAUAGAAAUUAGAAUUCAAAUUUUAGAAGCUUAGGGAUAUUCAAACAGAGUCUUGCACCGGUGAGGUAAAGGGCAUAAUGACCUUCCACAAAGAGGAACCUGAAAGAGGGAGAUGGAUCGAGUUGUUUGCGUGUAACUGUAAGUGUUGUAUGCUUCGAGAAAACUGCAAGUGUUGUAUGUAGUUGCAGCAAUUCAGUAGAGGAAAUGUAUACUUGGUAAAUGGCAGCCAAUCGAUUGCUUGCUUUUAAUUAGGCAGGCAUUUUGUGCCGAGUUGCUGCACUGUAAAGCAGCAAUAAUUGUUUGAUCAACAUGUCUGGUUCUAAUUUAUUCUGCUGAUUGACUCA